GCAAUGGACAGACAAGCAAGCAUGUCCACUGAGUCCAUCACAGAUAUGAGGGGCCCUGCAGAAGGCUGGAUGUUCUGUGGUCAUCCGUGUGUUGAGCAUACUGUCUGGAACCCAAAGUUCUGUGUGGUCACAGACGGCCAAAUGCUGCUACUGGAUAAAGAAGAGGUCCACCCUUUGCUUCUGCAGGAGAGGAGGGCUGAUACGUGCAAAGUGCGUUUACUCAGACGUACCAUCAGUGUUCCUGUUGAGUCCCAAUUCCCAGCAUUCCAUAAUCAGAUGUCCAUAGAGAGUGAUUCUCCUCCUGAGAGAACUGGACGGAGGCGCAGCAUGCCAGGAUCCGCCCCUGACAAAGCCCCACCCACAAUGGAGCCCACAGCUGCUGCCACACCCUUCAGAGUCACAGUAAGCGCUGGUUUCCUGAGCCGCAGGUUAAAGGGAUCUAUAAAGAGGACCAAGAGUCAACCUAAACUGGACCGAAACAGCAGCUUCAAACACAUCCUGCCUGGCUUCAGACCUGUAGACAAUGACAGAUCUCAUCUGAUGCCGAGACUGAAAGAGUCACGCUCUCACGAGUCAUUGCUUAGUCCGAGUAGUGCAGUGGAAGCUCUGGACCUCAGUAUGGAGGAGGAGGUCUUUAUCAAGCCCGUACACAGCUCCAUCCUGGGCCAGGACUACUGCUUUGAGGUGAUCACCUCAACAGGCAGCAAGUGCUUCUCGUGUCGCUCAGCCGCCGAAAGGGACAAAUGGAUGGAGAACCUAAGACGAGCUGUCCACCCAAACAAGGACAACAGCAGGCGGGUGGAGAACACACUCCGGCUGUGGGUCAUUGAAGCGAAAGACCUGCCGGCCAAGAAAAAGUACUUUUGUGAGCUGUGCCUGGACGACGCCCUAUACGCCCGCACCACCUGCAAGCUAAAGGCAGACAAUGUCUUCUGGGGUGAGCACUUUGAGUUCACCAACCUCCCUGCUGUCCAAAACAUCACCGUUCACGUCUACAGAGACUCGGACAAGAAGAAGAAAAAGGACAAGAACAAUUAUGUGGGAUUGGUGAACAUCCCCGUAGAGACUGUGACUAACAGGCAGCUGGUUGAGAAGUGGUACCCCGUUAGCACACCCAACCCAGGCAAAGGGAAGGCGGCAGGCCCCAUGAUCCGCAUUAAGGCCCGCUACCAAAGCAUGAACAUCCUGCCCAUGGAGCUGUACAAAGAGUUUGCUGAAUACACCACUAACAACUACAUGCUGCUCUGCUCCAUCCUGGAACCUGCCAUCAGUGUCAAGAACAAGGAGGAAAUCGCCUGCGCCCUGGUGCACAUCCUCCAAAGCACUGGUAAAGCCAAGGACUUUCUGACUGAUCUGAUGAUGUCUGAGGUGGAUCGUUGUGGGGAGAACGAGCACUUGAUCUUUCGUGAGAACACACUGGGCACCAAGGCCAUCGAGGAGUACCUCAAACUCGUGGGCCAGAAAUAUCUUCAGGAUGCAUUGGGGGAGUUUAUAAAAGCUUUGUAUGAGUCAGAUGAGAAUUGUGAAGUGGACCCACCAAAAUGUGCACCCAAUGACCUUCCUGAGCACCAAAGCAACCUGAAGAUGUGCUGUGAGCUGGCCUUCUGCAAAAUCAUCAACUCCUACUGUGUUUUUCCACGAGAACUAAAAGAGGUGUUUGCGUCGUGGCGACAGGAGUGCGGUAACAGGGGCCGACCAGAUAUCAGCGAGCGUUUGAUCAGCGCCUCGCUGUUUUUGCGGUUCCUGUGUCCGGCCAUCAUGUCUCCUUCACUGUUCAAUCUAACCCAGGAGUACCCCGAUGACCGCACAGCACGUACCCUCACACUCAUCGCCAAGGUCACGCAGAACCUUGCCAACUUUACUAAGUUUGGCAACAAAGAGGAAUACAUGUCCUUUAUGAACCAGUUUCUGGAGCAUGAAUGGACCAACAUGCAGCGCUUUUUGCUGGAAAUCUCCAAUCCAGAAACCAUCUCCAACACGGCUGGUUUCGAGGGCUACAUUGACUUGGGCCGUGAACUUUCCACCCUGCACUCCUUACUGGCUGAGGUGGUGUUCCAAAUGGAUCAGACUGCAGCCUCAAAACUCGGUCCAUUACCCAGAAUCCUGAGAGAUGUACACACAGCACUGACCAAUCCAUCAAGUGUUCAGGUGGCUGUGCCGCCUGAGCGCAUACCUUCACCUACUACCCCCGGCUGUAGCAUCUCCACUGGUCUGCCAAAAAUGGCCAUGGACAGUGACCUGUCAGGCCUGGUAGAUUUCACCCGGCUGCCCUCACCAACACCCGAGAACAAGGAUCUCUUCUUUGUCACGCGCUCCUCGGGUCUGCAGGGCUCCCCCGCCCGCAGCUCCAGCUACUCAGAGGCCAACGAGCCUGAGUUGGGCUUAGCCAACGGCAGCAAGAGCCUGUCCAUGGUGGAUCUGCAAGAAGCCACCAAAGCUCUAGAGCUUGCACCUGCCCCAGAAGGACACGGCGAGAAGCACAUGGUGGCCUGGAAUGCCCGUACGCCCCAGGGCAACCAACUGGGAGGUCCCACGCUCCACAGGCCAGGACAGAAGCCCACCGCCUCAGGAGCAGAGGGGGUCUCGGGACGGCCAGCACAGCUUCUGGCACCGCUGUCCUUCCAGAACCCAGUGUAUCAGAUGGCAGCAGGGUUACCCCUGUCACCCAGAGGACAAACGGGUGGCGAUUCAGGCUCGGAAUGCCACAGCUCGGUCAGUUCUCACAGUAACAACGAGGAAAUGGGAGUGGCCGGGGCAGGGAAGCUUCCCUCCAGCUUCUUGAACCAUGAGGAGUUGUCCAGACACUCGGGAGAGUUCUCAAGGAGGCAGCUGUCGCUAACAGAAACGCAGCACUCCACUUCAAGUCAGCCCACUGUCCUGCGGCAAAACAGCGCCGGCCCCCAGCGGCGCAUAGAUCAACCGCCUCCGCCUACGCAAGCCACCGCUCCCCGUGGACGGACUCCACCCAACAUGCUUAACUCAGCCCCCUAUCCGCGACCUUCCAGCGGCAGCGUGAUGUCAUCAUCGCCCGAUUGGCCAGGAAGCGGGGCACGACUUCGGCAGCAGAGCUCCUCCUCCAAAGGGGACAGUCCAGAGACAAAGCAGCGGACGCAGCACAAGCAGGCCCCUUCCCCAGUGAUCCCCAGUGCACUGGACCGAACCGCUGCCUGGCUGAUGAACAUGAAUGUGCCGUACUUAGAGCAGGACUCAGAGACAGAUCCACGCAGGGAUGAGCACACACUCCACGAAAAGUACCAGGCCGAGAUAGCUGUGCUGCAGGAGAAGCUACGUGUGUCGGUGCAGAAGCUGGAGGAGUGCGACUUGCGGCUGCAGGGUCAGGAUGAACAGGCACAGAAGAUGCUGCUGGAGUACCAGACCCGGCUGGAGGAGGCUGAGGAACGGCUGCGCCGCCAGCAGGACGAGAAGGACCUGCAGAUGAAGAGCAUCAUCAGCAGGUUGAUGUCUGUGGAGGAGGAGCUGAAGAAGGAUCAUGCCGACAUGCAGGCCUUGGUUGACUCCAAACAGAAAAUCAUAGAUGCACAGGAGAAGCGGAUAGCGUCUCUAGACGCAGCCAACGCCAGGCUGAUGAGCGCUCUGUCGCAGCUGAAGGAGCGCUACAGCAUGCAGACACGCAAUGGCAUCUCCCCCACCAACCCCACAAAACUGCAGAUCACAGAGAACGGAGAGUUUCGGAACAGCUCCAACUGCUGAAGCCCAGCCUCCAGAGAUGUACGGCAUAAUCCAGACAGAAAGCACGGGGUGGAGAGAGAACACAUGGCCAAGAUGCUGAUGUAGGAAAGCGGCUGGGAAAGGCACGGGAAAUGUGUCUGUGUGGACAGUUUCUUUUUUUAUUAUUAUUUUUAUGGACUCUGGUUUUGAACAGCUGGUAAAUGAUAUUGGCUGUUCUGUGGAGCAAGGAUACGAGGUAAACCUCAAAGCUUUGGCCAUUAAGAGGCAUCCACUACUUCAGUUUAGGACAAACCACUCUCUGUACUAGAAUACAUAAAUGUAAGCAACAACUGGACUUUAAAAAAAUGAAUUACUGGGUACAUACUGUAGACGUAUAGUCGCUACAAGUCCCUCUGCAGUAACUCUAGCCUCAGAUCUCCAAAUCCACUGUUGCCCAGUGAUUAUUUUAAAAGCGUGUAUUCGUAUACAUUCAAAUAUUUGGCCCCCUUUGGUUUUGUUUUAAUAUUACAUAGAUACCAAGUUAGCAAAUGCAAAAUGCUCCCUCCUUUCAGAAAACCUAGCGCUCUCUUGCAUCCUUUCUUGCACCCACGUCUGCUGCACUUUCUGUAACUGCUCCAGCUCCCCACACAGUGCACUUUGUAAGCUCUUCAACAUAAAAAGCCUUAAAAAUGGAAUGCAGCUCCUUUAUCCCCUUAAUCAGUUUCCCUAAAAUUAAAAUCAACACUUUUGCUGGACCUUUUUCAAACAUGUUUACAAAGGCAUGUCUACAAGGAGUGAAGCAUUAAACCUUGUAUUAGCAAAUAUGUGUGUACACACACACACACACACACACACACACACACACACACACACACACACACACACACACACACACACACACACGCACACACACAUUAGAGCCUAUUUUCUAGUUUCCAUUUUAGUCAGUUGACACUCCCUGAGACAUUGUUAAUGGCCUUUUUGAAAGAGAGUAUACAGAGUGUGCACUUGGUUCCAGUCUUAGGUUAUAAUACAUUAUUUAUUACAGUUUACACUUACACAAGCACCUGCAGAGUCAUGGUGAAGUUAUUGUCUUGAUGCAAUUUACCAUGGAUGAGUGUGUUAAUUUGGUCUGGAAUUUCCCCAUUUUAAUCAGCACAAACUGCAGAUAUAAAGCAGUAUGAAUAUUAUUAAUUCGGUAGCGCACACAGACACAUGAAUUAACUUCAUUGUAAUUCUGCUUUGGUAUUUUUCAUAUUUAACCUCAUAUUAUAAAACCUUUCUAAAACUUGUGGAAAGUCUUUCGAGCUUAAUCACUUUCUGAGCCUUCAAUAUUGAUGUUUCCCACUUUGUUGCUUCUUUCUUCGAAGGCAGUGCCAGCUGUCCACACCUUUGUUUAUAUGCAUGCCAUUCUCACCGACCCAGAAGGUGAAGUUCGUAUACAAGCAUAGAGAGCUUGUUUAUUUUUGUAUUUCUGUUCUUACCUACAAAAGGAGCCACCUGCAUUUCUCAUACCUGGCACUACAGUAAGAUGCAAUGCUGCAGGUCUGAUUUAGCUGUUUUGCCAAUAAGGAGUGAGAGAUUUGACUGCAAAAAAAAAAUAAUAUAUAUAUAUAUAUAUAGUGCAAUGCAUAAGCAUUGAGUCUCGGGACAUAGUAAUCAUUUUUACUGGGUAUCAGUGAUGAAUUCUGCUGUAGCAAGACAAGGUGCGUCCUGUAAAUAUUAUAUAAAAGAAAAUUAAAUAUAUAUAUAUGUACACACACACAUACACACACAAACCUUUUCAUUUCAACGUGUUCUGCUGAUUUAGGACUUUAGAGAUUACAUUUAUUAUGAUGUUUCUGCUGUUUCAGUGCAAUGUCCAUUAUGAAUCAAAUAGCCAGUCUUGAAUGACACUGUCCCAUUGAUUCAUUAUAAUCAUUCUGGUCAGUAAAGCAAAAGAAGUAGGGGCUGUAGUUCAUCUAGAGCUGUUAAAGCACAAACUCUAAACCUUCAACAUGCCCUAUUAAAUGCCUGUUGAGCCUAUGCACUUUUUAUUGUAACUAAAUUCAGCUUCCCUUAUGUGAGGAAUUUACUUCCCCAAACUGAAAUCAGUUCAGAAACCCAUAUUUGUCCCUCACUGAUAUGAGGCAGUGGUCCAUUGCUUAGUUUUAAAAUGAAACAGCCAAUCCAUUUGGUAAGAAUCUUUUAGCUUCUGUUUUGACUCAUACCCACGUCAUGACCAUGUUUAAGUAGCCAAAUCCAGGUGCUCAUCUGUGGGUCAGUGAACUACAAUCUUAGCACUUUACUGAUUCUGUUCAAUUUGGUGCUUAAUUCUCACAAAUGUUAGCGAAUUUGUAGCCUAAGACACCAUGAGUGAAUAUGUGCUGCAGUUGCUUUUCAUUGCACCAGUAUUUAAUAUUCAAAGUGGUAGCAUAAAGGAAUCACGCAUUUCAGGAGUUUUCAGUUGCGCGCAUCCACCCGAUCACCAAAGCCCAGUCAAAUGAAAAGCUAUUCUGAAUCGUCACGUUUCCAAGAAUGAACGAGUAAGUGUGGACUGAUUCUCAUCAACUGUACAGAACAGCAUACAAAGAAGAGUAUUUGCUGAUGUCUCAAGGUUCUUUCUGACAGACUGACGUCUUUAUUCAGCAUAUUUUCAGCUCUAGAACAUCAAAAAAAAGGAAAGAAAAAAAAAAGCUGUCACAGUGGCACACACUCUUACUCAGUUCCCGUUCUCAGCAGUCAGUGUGGUAUAUUAGCUUUGUCAAAAGACAUUCAUCUAUAACUGAAUAUGAAAAUGUGUUGUAUGUUUUAUAAUCCUUGUAGAAAGGAGUUUUGUAAGUAUGUUUAAAGUAAAGUAUUGGCUGGACUCUGGCUUCUUUUGAAGACGAGAUGAGAACAAUAAUGUACAGAGAGAUAUGUCCAUGUUAAGAACUAUGAAAAUGUGGCUGUGCAAUUUAUGUAAAUUUGCAACUAGGAUAAUUAAAAAUUUAUUUAGCUAUUUUA
Molecule: messenger RNA, 6654 nt
Organism: Pygocentrus nattereri (red-bellied piranha)
Lineage: Eukaryota; Metazoa; Chordata; Actinopteri; Characiformes; Serrasalmidae
Gene: dab2ipb
Product: DAB2 interacting protein b
Exons: 18
Coding region: 4-3711 (1235 amino acids)
Biological process (GO): regulation of GTPase activity
Source: RefSeq, a predicted model, not a curated record